Messenger RNA from Penicillium manginii, 513 nucleotides. RefSeq lists its product as uncharacterized. The record is from RefSeq and is a predicted model, not a curated record. Lineage: Eukaryota; Fungi; Ascomycota; Eurotiomycetes; Eurotiales; Aspergillaceae. Bases 1 to 513 code for a protein of 170 amino acids. The transcript has 4 exons.
AUGCAGCUCAACUUCGCUCCUGCCGUCGCUCUUCUGGCUGCUGUCAGCCCGGCCUUGGCCAGCAGCCCUCUUGUGCCUCAACUCCAGCAGCUCACUCAGGGCAUCUCCAACACCCGUGAAAUCUUCAAUGAUCUGAAGAUUUACACCACCCCCAGGCAGGGACCGAACGGAAUUACCACCUACAAAAACGAGAUCAUUAAAGCCAAGGAGAGCUAUAUUGAGAAUACCCCCUCGAUGGUUGAGGAAGCAGACCAGGCUUCCGUUUGCGAGAACUUUGUCAAUUUUGUCACUGUCUCGCAGGAUCUCAUGAAUACUCUUAUUGAGAAGCACGCUUUGUUUGGCGCGACUACUUUGAGUGCCCCUGUCUCUCAUCUCAUACGUAUGGACGAGUAUUAUACUGAUACAUUCGUCUACAACAUUGAAGGUCUGGUGCCGAGCUGCGCGAGCCAAAUCGCUGAUUCAAAGAAGAAGCUCCUGGAGGCCUACGAGUUGGCCACGGAUGCGUACAUGUAA